Phasianus colchicus (ring-necked pheasant) is the source of this 3835-nucleotide messenger RNA. RefSeq names its product 3-hydroxy-3-methylglutaryl-CoA synthase 2 (gene HMGCS2). The record is from RefSeq and is a predicted model, not a curated record. Gene Ontology annotation, cellular component: mitochondrion. Lineage: Eukaryota; Metazoa; Chordata; Aves; Galliformes; Phasianidae. Gene Ontology annotation, biological process: acetyl-CoA metabolic process. Gene Ontology annotation, molecular function: hydroxymethylglutaryl-CoA synthase activity.
CUGGGCUGAAGAUGCUGCGCUUGGUCAGCCGCGCUGCACGGUGCUGGGGGGCGAGGCGGGGGCCGGCACGGGUACACCCUGCAGCCAUGCAGCAGGCAUGCCUCUCCAGCACUGCAGCGGUGGCCGGCACAGGCACGUGGCCCAAGGACGUGGGCAUCCUGGCACUGGAGGUGUAUUUCCCUGCACAAUAUGUGGAGCAGUCUGAACUGGAGCGCUACGACGGUGUGGAGGCUGGCAAGUACACGCGUGGCCUGGGCCAGCAGCAGAUGGGCUUCUGCGCUGCCCACGAGGACAUCAACUCGCUGUGCCUGACCGUGGUGCAGAGGCUGGUGGAGCGCGGGCAGCUCUCCUGGGAUGCUAUCGGCCGCCUGGAGGUGGGCACUGAGACCGUCAUCGACAAGUCCAAGGCCGUCAAGACCGUCCUCAUGGAGCUCUUCCGCGAGUCAGGCAACACGGAUGUGGAAGGCAUUGACACCACCAACGCCUGCUAUGGCGGCACAGCCUCGCUCUUCAACGCAGCCUCCUGGAUCGAGUCCAGUGCCUGGGACGGACGCUAUGCCGUGGUGGUGUGUGGGGACAUUGCUGUCUACGCAACGGGGAAUGCGCGGCCCACGGGUGGUGCCGGUGCCAUUGCUAUGCUGGUGGGACCCAACGCCCCUCUGGUGCUGGAGAGAGGCUUGCGGGGAACGCACAUGGAGCACGCCUACGACUUCUACAAGCCCGACCUGUCUUCAGAGUACCCAGUGGUGGACGGCCCCCUCUCCAUCCAGUGCUACCUGCGGGCCCUGGACCGCUGCUAUGCCGUGUACCGCAGGAAGGCAGAGAGCCAGUGGCAGCAGGCUGGUAUCCAGCGGCCUUUCACCCUUGAUGACUUCAAGUUCAUCAUCUUCCACACGCCCUUCUGCAAGCUGGUGCAGAAGUCAGUGGGGCGGCUGCUGCUGAACGACUUCCUGGCCGCCCCCAGCCCUGACACGGCUGCUGGACUCUACAAGGGGCUGCAGCCCUUCCGCGGCAUGAAGCUGGAGGACACCUACACCAGCAAGGAGGUGGAGAAGGCCUUCCAGACGGCCAGCCAGGAGAUCUUCAACCAGAAGACCAAGCCCUCCCUGCUGCUCUCCUCCCGCAAUGGCAACAUGUACACGCCAUCCAUGUACGGCUGCCUGGCCUCGCUCCUGGCUCAGUGCUCGGCUCAGGACCUGGCCGGCUCCAGGAUCGGUGCCUUCUCCUAUGGCUCAGGGCUGGCCGCCAGCAUGUUCUCCCUCCGUGUUUCACAGGAUGCUGCCCCAGGCUCCCCCCUGGACAAGCUGCUCUCCAGCCUGGCUGAUCUGCCCGCCCGCCUGGACGCCCGCAAGCGCGUGGCUCCACAGGACUUCGCCGAUAUCAUGAAGCUGCGCGAGGAGACCCAUCACCUGGCCAACCACACUCCGCACGGCUCCCAGGCAGACCUGUUCCCCGGCACCUGGUACUUGGAGCGGGUGGACGACAAGUACCGCCGGCAGUACGCCAGGAAGCCCGUGUAGGGCACAGAGGGGGGCAGCCAUCGGGGGGACGUGCAGGCACGGGGGUGAAUGCAGCCAUCCUGUUCCCGGAGCAAGCAGUGUUUUCUGCGAAAACACAGGCAGCGUGGGGAAUAAAGCACGGAUGCAAGGGCAAUGCCCCAGCUAUGGCUCCCUAUUGUAAAGCAGCCAAUAUUACCCAGUGCCAUGUAUUUCCCUCCUGCCCCUAAACCCAUCCUGAAUCACCUCUGUGCCAGGUGAGAUGUAUCCCUGUACACCACACGUGCCUGAGGAGAAUGGCAUGUAUAGCCAGGGUGCCUAAUGCUUUGGAUCCAACACAGGUGGCAAUACGCAAUUGCCAACAUCCCCGGGGAAUAGCUUCCAUGGGUGGAAGUGGGGUGACGUGGGCUUGCAGGAGGCUCAGCCCAUCUUGGAGCACUUCCCAGGCUGUGGCCAGAGGGGACUUCAGCAGGGCAGCAGAGCCUGAGAGACCUUUGCACCCUUGAGCAAACAGUGCUAGAGGGUGAUGGGGGCGGCACUGGGGAUGGAGCCAGGAAGGACAGAAUCUGCAGGGAAUGGUGUGGAGUUGGGUAUGAGGGACAUCAUUGAGAAGGGUUUAGGGAUGGGUAGGAAGAACACCACAAGGCAGGGAUGCAUGGACAAGGCACAGCACGCUUAUUUCCGGAUGCUUUAUUGAGCACAAUGCUCCCCCAGGUGCUGGAGGCUCCAGGUCCACCCUGGUGGGGGGAGGGAGGGCGCUACAGGUGGAGCUGGAAGACUUCUGUAGUGCAUGGCUUCAGGCCAGCGAGGUCAGACAGCGGGGCUGAGAGCCCGGCCACGCUCCACUGCUCCCCUGCUGCCGCACUGGAGCUGUGGUAGGACUGGAGCUGGAUCCCUGUUUUCCCCAGCAACCCUGGGCAGGAGGAAAGAGGUCAGAGCUGCAGCCUGUUCCCUGGUGCAUGAACCCCACGUGCCUACCCUGAAUCCCCUCCAUGAUGUUCUUCCUUUCCUUUGCCCCAAGUCAUACAACUGUGGAAUCAUUAUGGUUGCAAAGACCUCUCAGACCCCCAAGUCCAACCCCAGCCCACCCCCACCAUGUCCCUCACUGCCACAAUUCCGUGGUUCUUGAACACCUCCAGGGACGGUCACCCCACCCCCUGGGCAGCCAGUGCCACUGCAUUACCCAUUUCCCAGCCUGGUAACCAAACCACCCCUCCUGUCUCUGCACACAAUGCCCUGUCAGCAUUGUUCCCAUUUUGACUCCAGGCUGAUUGUGGAGAUUCCUCAGACUGUUCCCUUGCUUGUGGUGACACCAGGAGCUUACCAGCAAGUGUGGGCAGUGUGUUUGUCUCAGAUGCUUUGGCUCUGUAGAUAAGGAGAGGGCCCACCAGUGGUGCCGGCUGCUUGAAGGUGACCCCGUUGAGCUCCCGCAGCACCGGAGUGCUGCCCUGCACUGUUCCUGUCACCCGGUGUGGGGUGCCCUGCAAGGCCACCUGCAGCAAGCCCUCGGGCUCAGGGCAUGUGUCACCAUGGGAGGCUGUGACCUGGUGGGGGGAGAUGGCCACUCAGCACCUGCAUCCUACAGGGAUGUCCCCUGAGGGCACAGUGCCCUGUGGGCUUAUACCAAGGAAGGAUAGGAUGUGGUGGCAUUGGGCUGACGUGUGGCACUCUGUGUACCUUCAGGCCAGCCUCCUGGGCCAGCAGCAUGGCAUUCACCAGGGUCGCCUCCUUCUUUCCUCCAGCCAGCAUGCCUGAGACCACAGCAGGUGCCAGGUAGCUGCUGGCAUCCUUCAGGGCGGCCCCUGGGAUCAGUACUGCGAUCAGCUCAUGUCCAUCUGUAUUCCCACUAUCCCAUCCAUCCCACGCCUCCCAUCCUUCAUCCCAUCACCCAACCACCUCCUGCCUUCUGACCCAGCGCGUCCCCUUGAGUCCCUGUGCUGGAGCACACCUGCCCACCUCUCACCUAGGGUGCAAACCUGCACAUUGCCCGUCGCUUGCUUGGCCAGGCCAUGCAGCACUGUGCCCAGCACCCUGGCCAGGGCGAUCCAGGGUUUGGUCUGGGGCGCAAAGGCUUUGCUCAGCGCCUGUCCAUUGACCUGAGAGGAGAAGCGGGGUGAGCAGUGGGGAUCUAUCACACGUGGGGUCUCUGAGGUGCACUAGGGGACUCACCACGCCAACCAGCCCCUUUCCAACGGCCAUGUCCACUAUCUGCAUGGCAAUCUCCUUGCCACAGCGACUCUGCGCCUCCCGGGUGCUGGCACCCAGGUGUGGGCAGCAGAUGACGUUGGGGUGGUCCACCAAGUCCCGGUCCUUCGGGGGUUCCUGCACACGGCCCCGGC